CUCUGGGCACAAAGUUUUAAUCGGCCCGACCCGAACGCUUGGCCUAAAACCCUACAUAAACCUGAGGGAGGAAUUUUUGCUUUUGUUCGUCCUUCCCACUCCAAUGCUUCCUCUCUUCAAUCCAUUCCUUGGAACCACGCCUCCUGCUUCUCAACAGCAGGUUCCACCAUCCAAUCCUGGCUCUCAUGUGAAUCCCACCGGUGCACUGCCAAACCCAUUGCAAAUGGGUAUGCUUAAUCCCCAAACAUCAAUCCCAUUCAUUCCCAAUAUGCCUAACCAAUUUGGCUUCAUGCCCUUGCAAAAUAACCAUCUGGGUAUGCCCCAUUUGGGUUCUGCUCAGUCCCAUCAGGGUUCCUUCAAUCCACAGAAUUGCGUACCAAAUUUGGGACAGAGUGCGUACCGAAGUAAUCCAUCUCAACCACCUGCCAACUUAUUUGGCCACAAUUCGGCUAUUUUACCCGGAAAUUUGCAAUUCUGUUUGCAAAAUAUGAAUCAAAAUUUCCCUAUGCCUAUGCCGAAUCUUAACCAAGUUGGUCCUUAUAAUGUUCCUCAAGCCUCUCAUCACAUGUUUCAAUUAGCUCAGGCAUUGGGUCCUCAGAGUUCCGGCUUUAUACCUAAUCAGCAGUUCGUUCCAAUGUGUGUUAGUGGAGUUGGGGAGAAUGUUCAUCAAGAUAACCACAAGUUAGGUCCACCUGCGAUGGGCUCAAAUGCAUUGAAGCAGCCACCUAUUGCUAACCCGCAAUUACAAGGGAAUUGGCCUACAAUGGCUACUUCAUCAGUUCAGCCACAACAAACUUGGAAUAACCAGCAACCUUCCAAUUUCAUGAAGUCACAGGGAAAUUUUGUUAAAGAUGCUGGUGUUAACAAUUCAAACCCUAACUGGAAAAAUUCUUCCCGCAAGAACUUCAUGAAGAAUCCAAAAGGAAAGAAUUCACAUUGGGGUUCUAGGAAGUCCCAGUUACAUCAUAUGCAAAAUGCAAGAGGAAAGGCUGGGAUUUCUAAUGAAAAUAGGGGAAAAGGACUGAGCAACAACAUGGCAGGAAAUUUAUGUCGUCCUAAUUUCACCUACCAAGAUAAGGUGGAAAAGAAGAGACCGCUUCCUUUGAACUACACAGAACAAGAAAUUCAGAAUUGGCGUGAAGAACGCAAGAAGAACUAUCCAUCAAAAAUCAACUUAGAGAAGAAGUCAGCCGAAAAGUUAACAAACUCCGAGGUUAUUGAAGCAGAGGUCAAAUCUCGACGCCAGCAACUCAAGGAAAUUUUGGCGAAACAGGCUGAGUUGGGUGUUGAAGUUGCAGAGAUACCACCACACUAUCUGUCAGAUUCAGAGAAGCAGCAAGUGCAUGGAAGGGAAGAGAAUAAUAAGAAGGCAUUUGGUAAGAAGGAGAGAUUUCAAAACAGGGGUAAUAAAAGGAGGCGGCAUGAUAGAAAACAGUGGCAAAGACAUGAUCAGGAAGACGGGUUUACCAAGAAGCAAAGGUUAGCAGGUAAGGAUUCUGGUGACAUGAAUGCAUCUAACCAGCCUCCCUUAAACAAGAAGAAACAAACACUUCUGCAGAAGCUUUUGAGCACAGAUAUAAAGAGAGACAAGAGGCACCUGUUGCAGGUUUUCAGGUUCAUGGCAAUGAACUCUUUCUUCAAAGACUGGCCUGAGAAGCCUUUGAAGUUUCCUUUGGUAGUGGUUAAAGAAACCGGGUGCCAAGGUGAGGUUGUUGACCGGAAAUCCUCGCCUACAAGCAAAGGUGUUCCUCAAGGGGGCAGAAAGACCGCUGCUGAAGAAUUCAGUAAUGUUGAUGAAGCUGAUGAUGCUCAAGCCAAGGAAACAGCUCAUUUUGGUAAGGUAGAAGGUAGCAGUGGAGAUGAAAUUGAGAGAUCUGAAGAAGAGGGAGAAAUCAUAGACUAGGGAGCCCUCUUUCACUUUUCAUAGAUUUUGGUUAUGGUAUGUGUUUUAUGACUGUAAAAGGUUUUGGAAAGUGAUGGAGUGAGUUGAUUUUGAACUAUGUUUACAGAAAGACUUGCUUAUUUUUGUAGCAAUAAAUGAAAAUUUUAAUA
Messenger RNA from Vitis vinifera (wine grape), 2052 nucleotides. RefSeq lists its product as uncharacterized. Gene Ontology annotation, molecular function: RNA binding. The coding region runs from base 104 to 1903 and encodes 599 amino acids. Gene Ontology annotation, biological process: box C/D snoRNP assembly. The record is from RefSeq and is a predicted model, not a curated record. Gene Ontology annotation, cellular component: nucleus. NCBI's taxonomy places the organism in Eukaryota, Viridiplantae, Streptophyta, Magnoliopsida, Vitales, Vitaceae. The transcript has 8 exons.